This is a messenger RNA of Cyclocybe aegerita, 903 nucleotides long. NCBI's taxonomy places the organism in Eukaryota, Fungi, Basidiomycota, Agaricomycetes, Agaricales, Hemipholiotaceae. The record is from the annotation of a GenBank genome assembly.
AUGCCGCCGCGCUCGUCGCCGUCUGCGCGCUCAGGAGGCUUCUACUUUCCCCCAAACGACAGUGCGACCUACCGGGACCUGCUACUCUUCGAAGAGCGCCUCAAGACGAACGCUGCGAACCUGAAGCGGCGGAAACACAAGUACCAGUUGUUCCUCUUCCAGCUCCUCUUCGUGAUCGUCUUCCUCCUCUGCGAGGUCAUCCUGCCGCCGCAUAUCUCUAUCCUCGCCAUCCCGUACAAGUUUGUUUCACAAAGGAUCCUACCGGAUGUCUACACUGCAGAGGUGGAGGUGUACGUACACCCGUAUUUAUCGACGGGGCUGCUGUUCGUGAGUGUGACGACGCUGUUGCUGUUCUUUGCGAGUGGGAUGUAUUCGGAGAAGAUUGGGUAUGCGAAUAAAUACGUUCCGCACGCCAACCGCGCUCUGCGGUCGUUCAACAUGUACCUGAACGUCCGCAAGCCACCGCUAAGCUCCAAGAUCAAAUGGAACCCGCUCGGCUUUUUCUUCCCCGGCCUGCCCCCUCCUCGCCCUCACCCUCACCCACAGCCCCUACCUCCCGUCCCACAUCACCCUCACCCACUAGUACACCCACUCCCUCAUCUCCCACCUCCCCUUCCCACUCCCGCACCCUAUCCACAUUCCCCAACCUCGUCCACUCAUCAUCAACAACUCAAACCCGUUCCUCAAGAUCCCCCUCAGCCCAGCGUACCCGCUCCCCGUCGACCACCCGCCCCAUCCACACCAUCCCGCCCGCCUCAAAUCCAAGAGGCGAGCUCAUCUUCUCCUCACGCGUCGACCGCGCGUUUCGCGAGGCGUAUGAGCGGUAUCGGGCGGCGUUUGAGCGGAGGAGGGAGGAGAAGGAGUGGGAGGAGUGGCGGAGGGGGUGGGUGGGCCGGGCGCUAG